AUGUGCGUCAGUUGUUCAGGGGAUGCUAUCGCUGAGCUGGAACGUCGGCCGAGCCCGCAUUUCCAAAACCACCACGACUUGUCUGCUUCCCCUCGUGCAAAUGACACCAAAGCCAUCGACGUGAAUGAUGCUCUGGAGCGCUUCACGCUUUGGGCUGGAAACACGGGCGCUCUCCUGUCCCCUACUUCCCGACUCUCCUUGGACAGCAGAUUAGCCGCCGCGCCAGAAACACUUGAUCAGGUUUGCGAGGUGCUGAACGAUCUUGCCGAUGCGAUAGCAGACUUACAUAUUAUCUCCUCAGCGAAACAUUACAAUGAUGACACUAUCGACCCCGGCACGGGCAUGACGAAUGUCUGGAACACCCCAACUCCCAAGGUCUUAGCUUUGGGCUCGGUCCAAGAUGCUCUGGAAGAAGCCCAUUCGCAAAUGGACAUCAUUUCCGAAUACCUCAUAUCACUAUUUCGCAUCGCUAUGAUUAUCCGCAAGUCGAACAAGUAUCCCAAGCUAUCCGAGAAGCUCCGAAAGCAUCUAAGAGGCGUCAAUGUCAAAAGACGCCAAGUCAUCAAGUAUUGUCAUGACCACAAGACUCGUCUUUCGAAUGAGGACGGUGACAAAGCUUUACCAGACUUGGCUAGAACUGGCGUUGGUUCAAGCAAGGCUAGCACGUUUGCAUUUGGAGUCGCAUCUGAUCUGAAGUUCGAUGCAGCUGAGGUGACUUUUGACGAAGAUGUCGUCUCCCAGCUCUCGGUUUCGACUGCCAGUGCGGCAAACUCGACGCUGGCCCUCCCACGCCUUUCAAAGCUGUCCCCACACGGCGAACCGUUCGAGUGCCCAAUCUGCUGUACAUUCCAGUCAUUCCGUCUCGAGGGGGCAUGGAGAAAGCACGCAUUUCAUGAUCUAAGAGCAUACGCCUGUACAGCCGACUGUGGCGAGAUUUUCGGUGACAGAAACGCCUGGUUUGAGCAUGAAUUGCGCCAACACCGAUCACGUUAUAUAUGCAGUCUCUGCGCAUGCCCGGGUUUGCUCACCGAGGUGGACUACAAGGAGCACAUCAGGAGCAGCCACGGGUCGUUUGACGAGGAGCAAUCGCAGCGCUUGUUGGACUCGAACCGACAGAUCAACUCGGUUUUCCGGGCUCAGGACUGCCCUUUCUGCGACGAAUGGGCCUCGAUCCUCAGUGCCAAGCGGGAUCCCAAGGGGAAAGGUCGCCAAGAUGACAAAUGCGACCCUACAGUUUCGGCUAGCCGGUUCAGGAGACACGUGGGCACGCACCAGGAGCAAAUAGCCAUUUUUGCCGGACCCAGAGAGGCGGAAGAUGAGGACGAGGCUGCGACUCCAACGUCGGCAACCAGCGGCUCCGGGAAGGAGCCUCACUCUCCGUCUCUCCCUGACUCUGAUAACGGCGGCGAAUUGCAGCCACGGGCCGCUGAAGAGCCCAUCCAAGUUUCGGACGUUGUAUCUGACAGGAACACAGACUCUUUUGCUUCCACGCCCAGUCAUUUCGAUCAUAGACCGGGCCCCAGGGUCGGACCAAAGGAGACUGGAUACACCCUUAACUCAACAGAUGCUCGCUGCUCACCCUACCCAGACCUAGAAGAAGACCUAGUGGCAAGCCUUAUUGAUCUAGGGGGGCAUGUCUCUAGGCAAUACGAGGUCGAUGCCGGUGGAAGAAUGGUGCAAGGACCUCCCAUAAAAUUCACCGAGACAAAGCAAACACCGCAGCCACUAUGGGAGGUGGAGGUCCCAGAGAAAGCACGAGCGUAUCAAAGCCUAACGGAUGAAAUUGGGGAAACGCUCUCCUCGCAGUACCAUGUCGACAACGUAAAUGAUGGACCCAAGAGUGCGCAUGGCAACGCUCUCGACGCAGACGUAGCAGCAGCGGGAAUCGGCAGCAACCCAAUGGAGGAAUUAUUAAUGAUUCAACGUCGGCUUGAAACAGAAAUAAUUCCGGGCUGCAGGACAUUCAUAUCGGCCAACUCAGCCAACAGGGUACGGAAAGACCACCUGCGGUUAUCCGAGAUGUUGAAAGUUGUAUUAAUGAACAUAGACGGGGUGUCAAGGGGCGGUAACGAACUAAUACAUGGGCUUGGAAGGAAGCUGGCCAGCACAGUGGAGUCAGAACUGGCCGUCCUAGACAAGGCUUUUAAAUCUGGAGGACGGCGCUUGUGGAAUUGUGGAUCAUGCGGCAGACAGGUUGUGUUUUGCAAAGGGACAAAAGAUGGUACGUAUGAGGUUGGCAGCGGAGAGGGGACCAAUAUGGUCAUCGCAACUGACCCGCUGUAUUUUUGCAAAUGCGGUGACGAUUUUAUCUGUUUAAAAUGUGUCGUUGUCGAGGCCGAAAUUUGCAAAUGUUAUACACCGGGGGAGUUGAGGAGGAGGCAGGCAAAAGGGCAGGUUUGA
Messenger RNA from Pyricularia oryzae 70-15, 2400 nucleotides. RefSeq lists its product as uncharacterized. Gene Ontology annotation, molecular function: protein-folding chaperone binding. The coding region runs from base 1 to 2400 and encodes 799 amino acids. NCBI's taxonomy places the organism in Eukaryota, Fungi, Ascomycota, Sordariomycetes, Magnaporthales, Pyriculariaceae. The transcript is spliced from 3 exons. The record is from RefSeq and is a predicted model, not a curated record.